Messenger RNA from Helianthus annuus (common sunflower), 984 nucleotides. RefSeq lists its product as uncharacterized. NCBI's taxonomy places the organism in Eukaryota, Viridiplantae, Streptophyta, Magnoliopsida, Asterales, Asteraceae. The record is from RefSeq and is a predicted model, not a curated record. The transcript has a single exon. Bases 1 to 984 code for a protein of 327 amino acids.
AUGGAUUCCAAAAAUCACCCGGCUCUUGCCGUCUCUAAUAUCAAAACACAUAUCCCCAUCACGCUUGAACAGGAUUCCGCACAAUAUACAACUUGGUCCACUCUAUUCCAAGUUCAGUGCAGGAUUUUUGAAGUUGCUGAUCACCUCAGCCCACCGCCGGCCGCCGCCUCCUCUUCCUCUGCAGACUCAGAAAAGAAAGCCGAUGAUUCAGCCGAUAAGGCCCUCUGGCAGCGCAUCGAUGCAGUUGUUCUUCAGUGGAUUUACGCCACCAUCUCCCCCGCUCUUCUCCACGUUAUUCUCUCUCCCGGGCAAACGGCAUAUGAAGCAUGGACAGCCGUGCAAAAUCAGUUUAAUGAUAACAAGACCACUCGAGCGGUGUUUCUCGGUCAAGAAUUUGCUCAUCUCAGCCUUGACGGUUUUUCCUCUAUGGCUGAGUACUGCCAACGGGCGAAACACCUCGCUGAUCAACUUAAGGCAGUCGGUUCCCCUGUUGAUGACAACAUGCUGGUCAUUAAGAUCUUAACAGGCCUCACAGAACAGUACGACAGUAUCUCAACAGUAUUACAGAAUCGCGACCCGCUUCCUGAUUUUAAUGAGGUACGAUCACGUCUCACCAUGGAAGAAGACAAGAAGAAGCGUCAAACCGCCCGCGCGGCCCAGCUUUCCGCUACUGCCCUCGCAGCCUCUGUCUCCUCACCCUCACAGAAUUCACAUCAGCAACCUAGUUUCUAUCCGGCUUCGGAUCGCGGUCGUGGUCGCUCACGCGGUCGCGGUCGUGGUCGUGGUCGAAACUACAACAACCGCAACUAUUCCAGUCGUGGCCAGCAACCUAAUACUCCAACUCAUCCCUACAUCGUGUUCCCGAGUAAUUGGACCGCCAACCAAUGGGCCUCACUUUUACAUGGUUCUAACUCUGCAUCGUCCCCGACUAUACCGCCGUGCCCAUAUCCCUCCAAACCAAACACUGUUGGUCCAAACUCAUAG